AAACAAGAGCCAGGUAUUGUGCCGACCGGAUCGAAAUCUGCCGUUGAAACCUGCACUCGGCGUCUCUAUUGCGUUUCCGUGGUACUGCUCGAAUUUACGAGGUCAAAGUUCACGAGAGACGACUCGAAGGCAACGCAACGAUGUGAGAUACCAGCGGCCACGGGUUCAGGAUCGCGCGACCGGCACGAGGAGCCGCCCUCGAAUUCGAAGCCGUUCAUUUUUCUCUCUCUCUCUCUCUCUCUCUCUCUCUCUCUCUUUCUCUCUCGGUAUUCUCUGCGGCGGAAUCCAAAAUCGGGCCGCCGCUGACUCGACGGAAUUUCUCAUGACGCAUCUGCGCUUCGUCCUCGCGCCGAAAUUAUCGCCGAUGAGCCGCCGGAAGCUGUUCGUCCGCUCGAACGCGCUGCUGUUCGUCCUGGUGUUGGCAUUCGUCUUCCUGUGUGUGCGCUACUUGCCGGCCCGGGGAUGCUCGACGAACGAGUCUCCCGCGACGGAGGAUAAAAGCAAGUACAGACUGGUCGUGCUGAUUCUAAGCAGCCCGGACAACCUGGAGCGCCGGGACACCAUCCGCAAGACCUGGCUGGUGGAUCACAACGCCAUGGUGCGUCCCCUGUUCGUAGUCGGCACCCUGGACAUCCUGCCGGAGCAGAGGAACACCCUAUUGUCGGAGAGGGAUAAGUUCAACGACCUGUUGCUGCUACCCAGACUCCAGGACUCGUACGGCACGCUGACGAAGAAGGUGCUGCACGCGCUCAAGAGCACCUACGAGCACUACGACUUUGACUUCCUGCUGAAGUGCGACGACGACUCCUACGUGCUGGUACACAGGAUCCUGAAGGAGCUGGACAGGUGGGAGAGCAAGGGCACCAGGCGAGAGCUCUACUGGGGCUUCUUCAACGGCCGGGCGCAGGUGAAGAGGAGCGGCCCGUGGAAGGAGACCGACUGGAUCCUCUGCGAUUAUUACCUACCGUAUGCCUUAGGAGGCGGCUACAUCUUGUCCUACAAUCUCGUCAAGUUUAUCGCGAGCAACACGGAUAUCCUCAAGCUGCACAAUUCGGAGGACGUGUCCGUCGGUCUCUGGCUGGCACCGUUGGCGAACAUCGAGAGGAAGCACGACGUGCGCUUCGACACGGAGUACAGGUCGCGCGGCUGCUCCAACCAAUACAUUAUUACUCACAAGCAAACUAUACAGAACAUGAGGAGCAUGCACGAGUAUUACCAGGCCUCUGGGGCGUUGUGCUCGAAGGAAGUGAGGAACCGCAUGAGUUAUCAGUACAACUGGACCGCGCCGCCCAGCCAAUGCUGCAACAGACAGUCGGGCAUUCCCUGAAGCGCGUGGGCUUCGCGCUCUGUUCUAGUCCGGUCUUUUUUGAUACUCGUUCGAAUAUUCACACGUCGUUAUUUAUUCUGUAAGUUGUUUGUAAUCUCGCACGCGCUAGGCGUACCGCUAGUGAUUUAUUCGUACGUUUGUCGGAGAGUAGCUUUACAUUGAUGAGAUCGAAGACGCCACGAAGAACUCAUUCCAGAAACGCAUUCUGAAGUUUCGGACUGGCUACCGGAAAUUAAGGAUCGUGCGAACAAAGAGAGAGAGAGCCGGGAUCGAGAUUGGUCAAUUUGUCGAAUUGCAGUUUCUGUCCCGUGAUCCUCAAUUUCCAAGACAGGUAGUCUGAUACGGGCUUAAUUAGCGCUGUUGAGCGACAAGGAGCUGUAGAUGAUCGCUAAUUGAAAAACUCGUGACGUCCCUCCGAUAGUCGGGACGAUCGGCGAUUUUUAGACUUUAUUCGCGACUCGGGCAUUGUUAUACGAUACGGUACUAUUGCUAGCUGAUUGACAACGCUUGUAAAUAGAUUUUGUAAAUAUUUGGCGACGGAUAUACAGGUAGAUAUACUGGCAGGCUCGGGAUUUACGUUACCGUAAAUCAAAUAUAUAUAGAUAUAUUUUUUUCAAUCUCA
Dinoponera quadriceps is the source of this 1949-nucleotide messenger RNA. It is a transcript of the gene beta3GalTII, whose product is annotated as beta-1,3-galactosyltransferase 6. Gene Ontology annotation, cellular component: membrane. The coding region runs from base 323 to 1327 and encodes 334 amino acids. The transcript has 2 exons. The record is from RefSeq and is a predicted model, not a curated record. Gene Ontology annotation, biological process: glycosaminoglycan biosynthetic process. Lineage: Eukaryota; Metazoa; Arthropoda; Insecta; Hymenoptera; Formicidae. Gene Ontology annotation, molecular function: UDP-galactosyltransferase activity.